AUGCUCGUCCAAGGCAAGAUCGCGUUGGACGUCAGGAUCUUGAGAGCAACUAAGGCCUGCUACAAGUACCCUGACCUGUGGAUGAUGGAAGAAAACCCCUCCCCGAGUUCGACCUCCUUUCUCAAUCUCAAAGGUCUUACCAAUGGCGACGAAGUGAACGGUGACGACGAGCGCAAGAUGGGGGCGUGGACGUGGCCGCCAUGA
Messenger RNA from Fonsecaea erecta, 204 nucleotides. RefSeq lists its product as hypothetical. NCBI's taxonomy places the organism in Eukaryota, Fungi, Ascomycota, Eurotiomycetes, Chaetothyriales, Herpotrichiellaceae. The record is from RefSeq and is a predicted model, not a curated record. The transcript is spliced from 2 exons. Bases 1 to 204 code for a protein of 67 amino acids.